CGAAAAACGGGUAAAGUAGUAACUCUAAUUAGCAGAAAGGGAAGGUUUGAAGUUGAAAUCAGAAGAUGCAAAGAAGGCAACAACAGGCUGUGUUUCAAGAAUGGGUGGAAAGAGUUUGUGAAGCAAAACCGCCUGGUUGCUGGAGACUUUGUGGUCUUUAAACAUACAAGCCGCCUGAUUUUUAAGGUCAAUAUGUUUGAUCUCACUUGUUGCGAGAAAGAUUGUCAUGGCCAGUCAGAAACAUAUAACAACAUUAUUGAUGGAGAAGGAUGUGCCCAAGGAUCAAAUGGUGAUGGAGUGCAACUUCACAAACAUGAGAAAGUGACGACGGACAAAAAUAGAAAGAGAGUGACUAAAGGGGUGAAUAUAUCUCCAAGGGAGCAGUGUCCUCAAUUUACAAAGACAAUAACGCCCUACAAUCUACGGGCAAAGUUCCCUAUGAUGCAUGUGCCUAGAGCAUUCUGCCUGGCAAAUGGAUUUUGUCAUAACAUAGCUAUAACUUUGAAGGGGAGGAGUGGUGAACACCAAGUUAGCUUCAGAUUUUAUGGUGAUCCAGGUGGAUACAUUUGUGAUGGUUGGCGUGAAUUCGCUACAAGCAACCAUCUUAAAAUUGGAGAUACGUGCAUCUUCAAACUUUGUAGCGCAACUCUUACUUCAGAUGCCAUUAGUGUAUUCGAUGUUGAGAUUCUUCAUGUUGUGACUUAGUUUACUCUGUCAUAGGUGUUUGUAUUUGUAAGGAUACUGGUUUUCUAUUAAUGUUACCCUUUUUGGAGAAGUCAUUACGUUCACAAAAAAUAGCCCCGUUCACCGAUUAAAUAAUUUUGUCUAUGAACAUCCUAUUCUUAGAUUAAAAAUAAUCC
This is a messenger RNA of Cuscuta epithymum, 860 nucleotides long. NCBI's taxonomy places the organism in Eukaryota, Viridiplantae, Streptophyta, Magnoliopsida, Solanales, Convolvulaceae. The record is from the annotation of a GenBank genome assembly.